Messenger RNA from Pyricularia grisea, 309 nucleotides. RefSeq lists its product as uncharacterized. The annotation marks the transcript as partial. Lineage: Eukaryota; Fungi; Ascomycota; Sordariomycetes; Magnaporthales; Pyriculariaceae. The record is from RefSeq and is a predicted model, not a curated record. The transcript is spliced from 3 exons.
AUGUCCCGUGAUUCAUCUGCCACUCGUCAUCCCAAGCUGCUGAAGGAGCUGGAGCUGGAGCUGGAGCUGGAACUAGCUUCAAGAAUGGCACCUAACAGAGACAUGGAUAUGCCGCUGCGUCUGCGAGCCCGAAUUCUUUGCCGGCCGGGCGCAAGUCCUAUUUCAGCUAGCUCAUCAGCUAACGUCGAACUAGGCCUUCCGGUCGCCUCUUUUGAGUGGCUGGGUUCCAUCACGACUAAGUUGGCAUAUGCCAUAGCGUUACAAGAUAACUGCGGGCUUGUAACACUUAUUGGCUGCGCCCUUGGUCUG